GCUGUGACAUCUCUAUCCACAAAGGCCGUUUUGAUUAAUGAUCUAAUGUCUGAAUACAGCGUGGACUUGAUUGGACUCACUGGAACCUGGUUAAAACCUGAUGAAUAUUCCCCCCUGAAUGAAGCAUCGCCUCCGGAUUUUGCGUACUCACACAUCCCUCGUGUAUCAAAGAAAGGUGGUGGUGUUGCUAUGAUAUAUAAAGCUAGCUUCAACCUCAGCCUAAAAUCUGUAAAUACCUUUAAAUCAUUUGAAAUAAUUUGCAUGAAACCACCAACUAUUUUAAAAAGGAAUAAUGCUGCUACUCCUGGCCCCCCUCCCUCAUUUUGUAUAGUUACUCUAUACCGGCCCCCCGGCCCGUAUUCCCUCUUCCUGGAGGAAUUUGCAGAUUUUAGUGCUGAUCUUGUGACAUAUACUGAUAACGUCUUGAUUAUGGGUGAUUUUAACAUUCAUGUGGAUGACCCAAAAGAUCCUUUAAGUAAAGCCUUUACUGCUCUAAUGUAUUCCACAGGUCUCACUCAGGUGGUUUCCAAACCUACCCAUCUUCACUCGCAUACAUUGGAUUUAGUUCUCAUGCGGGGAAUCAAGAUUAGUGACGUCAUUGUCCACCCCCACAAUCCUAUAUUAUCAGACCAUUGCCUGGUCACCUUCAAAAUGGACCUCUGCCAGAGCCUUGGAGGCACUAAGAAUAUUUCUACUAGCCGCUGCAUAACCCCAAACACAGCUCUGGAACUGGCAAAUAUUCUACCCGCUGCACUAGAAGUCCUUAACAUCCCAAAUAAAUCAUUAAAUACUAAAACGAGGGAUCUGAAUUUGGUUCUUCAGCUAUCCCUAGACUCUGUUGCCCCUCUCAAACCAAGGAAAAGAAAGGACAAGAAACUGGCUCCAUGGUAUUCAGAGGAAACCCACACUCUUAAGAGGUCCACUAGAAAACUAGAACAUAAGUGGCGUACCACUAAAUUGGAGGGUUUCCGCCUGGCCUGGAAGGACAGCCUAAUCGAGUACAAGCAAGUCCUCAUCAGGUCCAGAUCAGAUUAUUUCUCUAGGUUGAUUAGUAAGAACAAACACAACACUAAGUUCCUAUUUGACAGUUGCAAAUCUCACUAA
Messenger RNA from Osmerus eperlanus (European smelt), 1104 nucleotides. RefSeq lists its product as uncharacterized. The transcript has a single exon. Gene Ontology annotation, molecular function: catalytic activity. The record is from RefSeq and is a predicted model, not a curated record. The coding region runs from base 46 to 1104 and encodes 352 amino acids. Lineage: Eukaryota; Metazoa; Chordata; Actinopteri; Osmeriformes; Osmeridae.